Molecule: messenger RNA, 2891 nt
Organism: Toxotes jaculatrix (banded archerfish)
Lineage: Eukaryota; Metazoa; Chordata; Actinopteri; Toxotidae
Gene: mapk8ip1b
Product: mitogen-activated protein kinase 8 interacting protein 1b
Exons: 12
Coding region: 59-2440 (793 amino acids)
Biological process (GO): regulation of JNK cascade
Cellular component (GO): cytoplasm
Molecular function (GO): protein binding
Source: RefSeq, a predicted model, not a curated record
GGUGUCUCUGCCGCGCGGCUGCACAGCGGAGCCAAUGGAGGAAUGAUAACGGGGCGGCAUGGCGGACAGAGAGAAGAGGAAAGCCAGCCCGACGUCUGGCCGCAGCAUCCAGGUGAACUCCCCGGCCAGCUUCAGGUUGACCCAUGACAUCAGCCUGGAUGAGUUUGAGGAUGAUGACCUGUCGGAGAUUACAGAGAUCACAGACGAGUGCGGGAUGAGUCUCAACUGCAAUGGCCCGGAUAUAAAGGGCCAUGUGAGGCGAGGAACCAAUAGCAUGUCGGGGAGGGCAGAGCUGGGCGCCGUUGGCCAGCUUCAGGCAGAGAUGCUGCAUUUGGACCUCAUAGACGGUGCUGACGGUUACCGCGGUGACAAAGAGUCCUCGAAGGCAUCCGCCGUCGCACCCCCGCCAGUCACCAAGGACCCUGCAGCACCUGUUACCAUGGAUACAUACCGGCCCAAGAGACCCACGACCCUUAACCUCUUCCCAAUUGUGCCGCGCACACAGGACACAUUAAACAACAACUCAUUUGGAAAGAAAUACAGCUGGCAGGAGAAAGUUUCAGGCUCGUCCUCGCCUCUAAAAACAGGUGAGCUCACCCCUCCACGUGAGCACAGCUGUCUGAGCGACGAGGACAAGGUCCAGGGUGGGGGAGCACAGACCAAAGACCGAGGGACCUCCACUGACGCACCCUGCAGACACAGCCACACCUCCGGACACUCGCACGGCUCAUCUACAGCAGCUGUGACGCGCUCCAAGCUUCAGGAGAAGCCACCCGCACCCCCACCUCCACAGAACUACACACCAGCUCCCCUAUAUCCAGCGGCGAAAGCAGAUGGCGGUGGACACCAUCGGGAGAGGAUCCGCUACCACACGGACGUUCGCCUAGAGCCCACAGAGGAGAUCUAUCUGACUCCUGUGCAGCGAUCAGCUGACCCCCUAGAACCCCCUAACGUGCAGGACCGGCCUUUCCUCUCACAGCAGACUGAGCAGGGCCGCAUGUCCAUCAGCUCCGACACUGAGGGCCCGCCUCCUUACCAGCCCCUCCCAGAUCGGACAAACCCCUCCAUCUAUGAGGAGGACGAGGUCUACAUCCCUCCACCUUCAUAUGCUUCCUGCGUAGAGUCCCUCAUCACACCACCCAGCAUGGCUCUCUCAGCUCGUUCCUCCCAUGCUCUGGACCUCAGCUUGAAGGGGGUAGGAACGGGGGCCGGGGCUAUGCUGAGAGCCGGGUCAUCGGUGGAGUAUGUGGACGCUACAGACGAAAGUUACUGUGGAGAGGAUGAGGAUGUGGACAGGAUAAUAAUGGACGGAAGGAUGAGGAAGGGGGGAGGAAAGGGUGAUGGCGGCGGCAGCAGCAGAGCCGCCCCGCCCAGGACUUCCAUGAGCUCGGAGGCCAGCGGCCUUUCAUAUGACUCGGUCAAAUACACGCUGGUGGUGGACGAGCAUGCUCAGCUCGAGCUGGUCAGUCUGCGGCAGUGUUACCAAGGCUACAGUGACGACAGCGACUCGGCAACUGUCUAUGACAACUGCGUCUCCUCCCCCUACGAGUCGGCCAUCGGGGAGGAGUACGAGGAGGAAGAUGAGGAGGAGGAGGACGGGGCCCGGAUAGGAGGAGUAAGACGAGAGGCCACAGCUUGUCUGUCUGAAGACUCCACUCCAGAAGCAGACCUGCACUUCUCCAAGAAGUUCCUCAAUGUCUUCAUGAACGGACGCUCUCGCUCCUCCAGUGCAGAGUCCUUUGGCUUAUUCUCGUGUGUCAUAAAUGGAGAGGAGCGGGAUCAGAGCCACAGAGCCGUCUACAGGUUUGUCCCUCGACAUGACGAUGAGUUGGAGCUGGAGGUGGAUGAUCCGUUGCUGGUGGAGGUCCAGGCGGAGGAUUACUGGUACGAGGGCUACAACAUGCGAACCGGUGCCCGUGGGAUCUUCCCUGCUUACUACGCUAUAGAAGUGACCAAGGACACAGAGAGCUACAAAGUGAAGAGCAGUGAGUGGAUGGACAGAUACCGGCUGAAGUUCCUGGGCUCGGUCCAAGUGCCCUACCACAAAGGAAAUGAUGUUCUGUGUGCUGCUAUGCAGAAGAUUGCCACCAACAGACGGAUGACAGUCAAGUACAACCCGCCUUCCUCCUGCAUCCUGGAGAUCAGUGUGAAAGGCAUCAAGCUUGCAGUUCAAGAGGACUAUUAUGCUUGUGACAGAAGUAAUGAGUGCAGUCACUUCUUCCAGUUAAAGAACGUCUCCUUCUGCGGCUAUCACCCCAAAAACAGCAAGUAUUUUGGUUUCAUUACGAAACACCCAGCAGACCAGAGAUUUGCCUGCCACGUGUUUGUGUCUGAAAACUCCACUAAACCUCUCGCAGAAUCAGUAGGGAAAGCCUUCCAGUUGUACUACAAAGAGUUUGUGGAGUUCUCGUGCCCUACAGAGGACAUCUACCUGGAGUAGCACUGCCCAGCCUUCAACCACAGCACUGUACAGUACACUGUAUCAUAACAUAAUGUUGCAUGAAGGACAGACAUAUCUAAAUUGAAAUAAAUAAACAAAAUAAAAACUAACACAUCUGACAAACAAGCAGGAAAAGAAGGAUCAGGUGUCGGAACGGUGGUGAAACCUUUGCGCAACAUGAAGAGAUGAAAAUGUGCCAAAGGUGAUGUGUAUUGAAAAAGGAAAAUAUGCAAAAUGGAGUCAGUGAUGAGACAGUGAUCGCAGACUGUCAGUGGAAAGCACAAAAAUUGUAUCACCGCAGCCUUGGCAGCGCUAGUUAGCCUGUAGCAUUGUCUCAGCAGGUGCAACACUGAAAGCCCAGGAGCCGUACUGGACUACUGCACUACCGUUGUAUUUUACAAAAGAAAAACAGCGGCUGAGAUUUGGAAAAAUAAACACAUAGUGAAUUUGC